GUACGAACAUCGAGGUGCGGACUCUUUCGGCCCCGUGCACCGAUUUACAGAUGCAUAACGGUAUAACCAGCAGGGGUACACCUUUCCAAUCAGAGCGAGUCGAGACAGAGUUUCUGCAGAUUGAGUAGUUAUUCCAACUUCAGAGGAUGAGCAUUGGAUUGCCAAGACUAAAGACGAACCACAUUGAUUGCGUUCAUCAAAUGAACACCGUCUUUUAGCAAUUAGACUUACUCGUGGGGGCUAUUUUCUGCCCGACGUUUAUAAAUCCAUACGGGUCUGUAAAGAAGAUAUAAAAGAGCAACUAUACCUCCUCGUCUUUCGAUUCGAGUUUCUAUCAGGUCAUCGACUCAGGCUCUACAAUCACUCAAAUCACUCACAAUCACCUGCAAUCGAACUUCGCCUCCAGGUUCUCUUCUUCCACUCAACUACCAGCGUAACCUCACCACCGUUCGACGCAAUGCAGUUCUAUAUCCUCUCCCUCCUAUCUCUCUCCGCUCUCGCCCUCGCAGCGCCUCAAGCGAACGUUGCGCCUACAUGCGGAAGUGACGGCGACUGCACUAGCUUCUGCAGCGGGGGGCCAUGCACGAAGCCAUUCUGCGGACUCUCUGCUUUUGGUGACGACCGCUGCUUCUGCGGUGGAUGCUAGACAGCAUGACUACAUCUCCCUUCAAACGCGAGAGAGUCUAUGCGCCGAGGGAUUGUGCCGGGAAAACCAAGAAGAUGCGGCUAUUGUAUAUAUUCAAGGCCAUGGUUAAGCAGGCGCGAGGAUGGGCUGCGUGAAGCCAUUGAUAUCUUGAAGGGCGUGCAUUAGCACGUCAUAUUUCCGUGCUGGAGAGCAUUAAACCAAGCGCCCAUAUGAGAUGACGUCUGUUUUGAAAAUUUGAAGCGAUUUUUCUGUUAUCACGCUUCCUCUUUGAGUGAGAAUUGGAAUCGCCUGAAGAAACAAGAAAAACCACACAGAGAUUUUGGAAUGAUCGGCCGUAGCAACUGAAU
Colletotrichum godetiae is the source of this 993-nucleotide messenger RNA. RefSeq lists its product as uncharacterized. Bases 458 to 646 code for a protein of 62 amino acids. The transcript has 3 exons. NCBI's taxonomy places the organism in Eukaryota, Fungi, Ascomycota, Sordariomycetes, Glomerellales, Glomerellaceae. The record is from RefSeq and is a predicted model, not a curated record.